Phytomonas sp. EM1 is the source of this 969-nucleotide messenger RNA. NCBI's taxonomy places the organism in Eukaryota, Euglenozoa, Kinetoplastea, Trypanosomatida, Trypanosomatidae. The record is from the annotation of a GenBank genome assembly.
AUGACCUCCUCCACUCUCACAACAAAGCAGGUGCUGGCCACAAGCCCCAGCAGUUAUCACUCGCGUUUUGAUCACUGUUUCCUCGUAUACCCGCUUCCCUCCAUUGCGGAUGAAUCCUUCCUCAAAACAAUUUUUCGUUGUGAGGUGCGCCGCUCCAUCUUUAGCGGCUUUGGUCGGCAUCGCUUCGCGAUUGUAGAGCUGGACGACACAGAGCGUGCCAUGAAGAUUAGCCUGUGGUUAUCGCAUCGGCUGAUGGAAGAAAAAGGUGCAGGCGGCGAUGGUGCAAACCAGCCUUCUGUGUUUCUUCCGAGUGGCGAUGACGACCGUACCUUGGCGCAGAUCGUCGAGGACGUAGUUCGAGAGCAGGCAGUAAAAUCAAACAAUACUGUAGACUUCGACUACCUCUCCAACCUCACGUGGACCGGUAGGGGUCGCAUCCACAUCGCUCCCAGCCCUUUCGCGAUACAAGAGCUUUUUGAUUGUGGUGGAGUCGUUCCACAGAAUAAAGCAAUCAGAGGACGCAACACUCGCCAGGUGGAAAAGCGAGAAGCUCGGGUAAAACGUGAACCCGAACGGGUUGCUGUGCUGCCGCCCGAUGACGUGCCCCCCUCACGCUUGGCUCGCACGGAAGGGGGCGAAUCCUCGGGAACGGCAACAUUUCCAAAGAACUGCUGCCAAAAAUGUGGAAGUCCGGUGCACUUCACGCGGCACUGCGAUGGCUCCGGGGCUCCCGCCGUGGCGGAAGCGGUGGAGCAAACGGAAGUUCGCGCAAGUGACGCUGUGGAAAAGAAGACCCUCAAGCGUGAGGAGGCGGGACAUCUUCCUCCUCCUCCUCCAAGAGCCAGCCGCGUCGACGAUGCAGGUGCGGCGGGGUUGUCCAAGAAAAACACGUUCGUACGCACGUCAAAGGAUCAAUGCAAGCACUGCGGAUCGGAAGAACAUUUGUCGAGGCACUGCCCCAAUAAGUAA